Dicentrarchus labrax (European seabass) is the source of this 543-nucleotide messenger RNA. RefSeq lists its product as uncharacterized. NCBI's taxonomy places the organism in Eukaryota, Metazoa, Chordata, Actinopteri, Moronidae. The record is from RefSeq and is a predicted model, not a curated record. The coding region runs from base 131 to 406 and encodes 91 amino acids. The transcript has 2 exons.
UCCUGGUUCUUCAAUCUCUUACACUGUCAGCAGUUACUUCUUUAAUUUGGUACCAAACACUUAAAACUGUGCAUUGUCUUUUUCUUAAACUGAUUACUUCAACCCAAUACCAAUCAAUGGAGAUUGCCUGAUGUCCAACAACAAGCAGUGGAAGGCUAUCUUCCAGGAUGAUGGUAACUUUGUCAUCUAUGGCUGGAAGCCUGUGUGGGCUUCAGACACUGAUGGAACAAAUGUUUACCGCCUGGUCAUGCAGGAAGACUGCAACCUGAUCAUGUACAACAAGGUUGAGCAACCCAGGUGGGCUACAAACACUUAUGUCAAGGGUGUUUUCAGCAGCUGUCUUCAACUGACCGAUGACGGCAAACUGUUGGUGUACAAGGCAGGGGAAAAACUUCCACAGGCAUAAAGCAGUGACAUUGCAAGUCUUUAUAAACUGAAUGCUCUGCAAGUGAAAGUCAUGUUUGGAUGUCAGUGUGAAUUACAGUAAACCUGACUGCCAUGUAAUCUGGAAUCAAAUAAAAACACAUGUUAACAAUGUAUAAA